Molecule: messenger RNA, 1770 nt
Organism: Caenorhabditis elegans
Lineage: Eukaryota; Metazoa; Nematoda; Chromadorea; Rhabditida; Rhabditidae
Gene: sphk-1
Product: Sphingosine kinase 1
Exons: 7
Coding region: 278-1462 (394 amino acids)
Biological process (GO): sphingolipid metabolic process
Cellular component (GO): presynaptic membrane; axon; mitochondrial membrane
Molecular function (GO): sphingosine kinase activity; kinase activity
Source: RefSeq, marked reviewed
ACUGUCGUAAAAUGUGAUGCUUUACCGUAGCUAAAAAUCCUUUAAUUUAUUUUUUCUUUAAUUUUCAAAUCAAAUUUCAAUUCAAAUCAAAAGUUGUUUUGAAAAAUAAUUGUAUAAAUGUUCAACUCGUUUCAUCCGCUUGUUAAUGCUGGUCAUUGAUCCCUCGAUUAAACCGCCUGUUGUUACAUAAAAAUCGAUAUGCCAAAGACCACGCAGCCAAUUUUCGAGAAUCGUUUGUUUAUAAUAUCUCACAAGAACCCACUUAAACUUUGGAAUAAUGGAAGAACAAUGUCGUGGAAAUCUUCUUGUUUUCAUCAAUCCUAACAGUGGAACUGGAAAAAGUCUGGAGACUUUUGCGAAUACAGUUGGACCGAAGUUGGAUAAAAGCUUGAUUCGAUAUGAAGUCGUUGUUACGACCGGGCCGAAUCACGCGAGAAAUGUGCUCAUGACAAAAGCCGACCUUGGAAAGUUCAAUGGGGUUUUGAUUCUUUCUGGAGAUGGUUUGGUUUUCGAGGCUCUCAACGGAAUUCUUUGUCGUGAAGAUGCAUUCCGGAUAUUCCCAACUCUCCCAAUCGGAAUUGUUCCCAGCGGAUCCGGAAACGGACUUUUAUGUUCGGUUUUGUCGAAAUACGGAACAAAAAUGAACGAGAAAUCUGUAAUGGAAAGAGCUUUGGAAAUUGCCACCUCACCAACAGCAAAGGCGGAAAGCGUAGCUUUGUAUUCAGUUAAAACAGAUAAUCAGUCAUAUGCAUCGUUUUUGUCAAUUGGAUGGGGUUUGAUGGCAGAUAUUGACAUUGACAGUGAGAAAUGGAGAAAAUCGCUUGGCCAUCACAGAUUCACUGUUAUGGGAUUCAUUCGCAGCUGCAAUCUCCGAUCUUAUAAAGGACGCCUUACGUAUCGUCCAUACAAACCAAAAGGAUUCCAUCCAUCGUCCAACGUUUUCAGUGUGUAUGAAAAAACUACACAACAAAGGAUUGAUGAUUCAAAAGUAAAAACGAAUGGAUCCGUGUCAGAUUCCGAAGAAGAAACAAUGGAGACAAAAUUCCAAAAUUGGACGCUGCCCGAUUCAGAUGAAACUUUGGCAGUUGGAAGUUCUGAUUUAGAAGAAACUGUCGUAAUCGAGGAUAAUUUUGUGAAUAUCUAUGCAGUUACUCUUUCCCAUAUCGCAGCUGAUGGACCAUUCGCUCCAAGUGCCAAAUUAGAAGAUAAUCGAAUUCAUCUUUCGUAUAUUCUAUGGAAAGAUAUCGGUACACGAGUUAAUAUUGCUAAAUAUCUUUUGGCGAUUGAACACGAGACUCAUCUGGAUCUACCCUUUGUUAAACACGUGGAAGUGUCGUCAAUGAAACUGGAAGUUAUCAGUGAAGGAUCACACGUAGUACUCGAUGGAGAAGUAGUCGACACGAAAACAAUUGAAGUAGCAUCGACAAAAAAUCAUAUUUCCGUUUUCUCAUCAACUGCCUAGAAAUUAAAUAUCUUUUAUCUUUGAUUUCUAACCGGUUUUCCUUGUGUACAAACACCGAUGUAUAGAUUUUAUUUUAUUUUCCCAAAGAAGUAACCUAAUAACUAUGUUUUAGGAUUUAAAGUAUAUUGAAAUAGCUUUUCCUCACAUUUUUUGAAGUUUUUAAUCUAUUCAAGGGUCCCCUCUCUCACUUUUCCUCUACUUCGUUUCGUGUGCUUUCCUCAUUUUUUACUUGCCUUUUCUGUGAUUUAUUUACUUUAAAAAUUUUCUAAACGUUUAAAAAUUAUUUUCCUAUUCUCUACUGAAUUGUU